GGCGGAGUAUGCCGAUGACGAGAAGGAAGCUGCUGUACAGAUACCUCAAGCGGUGCGCUUAUUCUUUCGGAAUCCCUGCUGUGAUCGUCGUCGUGAUCUUGAUUCUGGAAUACGUGCCAGGUUUGCCAGAUUCAUUCGCCAAAUAUCCGAUUGACCCGGAGAAACGUUGCUGGUUUCGGAGGCUUGAUUCAGUGGGGAAAUCCAUCUGCCGAACCUAG
Messenger RNA from Notodromas monacha, 218 nucleotides. NCBI's taxonomy places the organism in Eukaryota, Metazoa, Arthropoda, Ostracoda, Podocopida, Cyprididae. The record is from the annotation of a GenBank genome assembly.